Messenger RNA from Corylus avellana, 945 nucleotides. RefSeq names its product putative glutathione S-transferase. Gene Ontology annotation, cellular component: cytoplasm. The record is from RefSeq and is a predicted model, not a curated record. Gene Ontology annotation, biological process: glutathione metabolic process. Gene Ontology annotation, molecular function: glutathione transferase activity. Lineage: Eukaryota; Viridiplantae; Streptophyta; Magnoliopsida; Fagales; Betulaceae.
AAAAGCUCAGCACCAGUCGUUUUGGCAUAGAAUUCCGACUACUGUCUCAUAACUCUUUGCUCUUUGCUUCAAUCUUUUUGAGGUGUGUGACAAUGGCGGACGAGCUGGUUCUGCUGGAUACCUGCCACAGCAUGUUUGGGAUGAGGGUGAGGAUCGCGCUGGCUGAGAAGGGGAUCAAGUACGAGUAUAAGGAGCAGAACCUGGCGAACAAGAGCGAGCUGCUUCUCAAGAUGAACCCGAUUAACAAGAAGAUCCCCGUUCUCAUCCACAACGGCAAGCCGAUCUGUGAGUCCCUCAUCAUCGUUCAGUACAUUGACGAGUUCUGGAACGACAGGUCUCCGUUGCUGCCUUCUGAUCCAUACCAGAGAGCUCAAGCCAGGUUCUGGGCUGACUUUUUUGAUCAAAAGGCGGUGUAUACUGUUGGAAAGAAGUUAGGUACAACAAAAGGAGAAGAGCAGGAGGCAGCAAAGAAGGAAUUCUUGGAAAUAUAUAAGACAAUGGAGAGGGAGCUUGGAGAGAAGCCUUACUUUGGGGGUGAAAAAUUCGGGUAUGUGGACAUUGCUCUCAUCACAUUCUACAGCUGGUUCUAUGUGUAUGAGACUUUAGGGAAAUUCAGCAUGGAGGCAGAGUGCCCCAAGAUUAUUGCAUGGGCUAAGAGGUUCAUGCAGAAGGAGAGUGUCGCCAAGACUCUUCCUGACCAGAAGAAGAUUUAUGAGCGUGUGUUGGAGUACUUGCAUGGACUAAAGUAAUUGUAGUCACGUUUGUCGUUUGAAGUUGUUGGAUUGUUUGGUAUGUGUCCUGAGCAUGUUUUAUUACGUUGUUGUGUCUGCUAAUUAAGUGUUUGAUGAAAUUGUGACUUUCUAGUUUGUACCAUAGGAGUAAGAAAGGCACUUUGUUGUGCCUUCUUAAUGUUAUGUUAGAUGAAAAUAAAAUUGUGCCUUUCUA